Messenger RNA from Trichoderma reesei QM6a, 939 nucleotides. RefSeq lists its product as uncharacterized. The record is from RefSeq and is a predicted model, not a curated record. Gene Ontology annotation, molecular function: 3'-5' exonuclease activity; nucleic acid binding. Bases 1 to 939 code for a protein of 312 amino acids. Lineage: Eukaryota; Fungi; Ascomycota; Sordariomycetes; Hypocreales; Hypocreaceae. The transcript has a single exon. Gene Ontology annotation, cellular component: nucleus. Gene Ontology annotation, biological process: ribosomal large subunit assembly; rRNA processing.
AUGGCCGGGCUUUCAUCCAACUGGAAAAAACUUCAAGCUCAACUCAAGGCCGAGGCCGCCUCCAACCCUUCAACUAAGCGAAAAGCUGAAGAGCAGCUACAACCUCCAGCGAAAAAGAAGGCUUUGGAAACUUCCAAAAACAAGACGUCAGGGGUGCAACACCGCAAACAUAGAAUGGGCGGUGUCCAGAGCUCAACAGCAGUCGAAAAACCAAAGGAAACUCCGUCUCCGUCGCUGGCAAUUUGGGCAAAAGAUCAUGGAGUCUCGGCGGAGGAUCUGGCUGAGGCGUACGGUCUCGGUGUCAAGGGAAACUCGCUGAUGCUGGCAUCCGAGAAGGACAAAGUGAACCACGGCCUCACAAAGGGCCUCGAGAUUGGAAAGUACGUCGCCAUCGAUUGCGAGAUGGUAGGCGUCGGCCCCGGCGGCCAUGAAUCAGCGCUGGCACGCAUCAGCAUCGUUGACUUCCACGGGCGGCAAGUCUACGACUCGUAUGUGAAGCCAAGGGAGCGUGUCACCAACUGGAGAACGGCAGUCAGCGGCAUUUCGCAGAAAGAGAUGAGAUUCGCAAGGGAUUUCGACGAGGUGCAGAAAGAAGUCGAUGCUAUUCUCAAGGACAGGAUCCUCAUUGGACACGAUAUCAAGCACGAUCUGGAUGCUCUCAAGCUCUCGCACUCUCCAAGGAACAUUCGCGAUACCGCCAAGUACCCGGCCUUCAAAAAGUAUGGACACGGGCGGAAACCGGCGCUCAAGAUCCUGGCGAGAGAGAUUCUCGGCAUUGACAUUCAAAGCGGGCCGCAUUCGAGCACCGAAGACGCAAGGGCUACCAUGCUGCUAUUUCGCAAGCACAAGUCUGGCUUCGAUAUGGACCACGCCAACCGAUUUGCUCCCAAGCAGCCAGCACACAAUGGCACAACUCGUGUGAAGAAGAAGAAGAAGUGA